Molecule: messenger RNA, 1073 nt
Organism: Fusarium odoratissimum NRRL 54006
Lineage: Eukaryota; Fungi; Ascomycota; Sordariomycetes; Hypocreales; Nectriaceae
Exons: 1
Coding region: 32-1006 (324 amino acids)
Molecular function (GO): oxidoreductase activity
Source: RefSeq, a predicted model, not a curated record
CUUUAAAUACCCACUCCAUCGCUAGUUCGAUAUGAAAGCAUUCCAGUUUCUCGGAGUUGAACAGGGCCUUCAACUACGAGAUGUUCCCGUCCCCAAACCCGGCGUAGACCAGGUGUUACUACAAGUCAAAGCCGCAGGUCUCUGCCACUCAGAUACCCAUGUCCUGCACGGCGGCGGAGCAGCUUGGAUGUGCAAGCUACCCGUGAUCCUAGGCCACGAGGUUGCUGGUGUUAUUGUCGAGCUGGGCACCGCAGAGUCAUCUUCGACCACUCCCUUCAAAGUAGGUGACCGCGUAGCCGUCGCCUGCGUAGGACAUCCUAUUCAAGAGCGCAAUUUCCAAGAGGCGCUCGGCGUCGGGUGCGAUGGAGGUUAUGCCGAAUUCGCUGUGGCUCCCGUUAAGAAUCUGGUAAAGCUCCCGGAGGAUGUCGGUUUCCCCGAAGCUGCCGUGGCCACCGAUUCCGUUGCCACAGCCUACCACGCAGUUGUCACAGAGGGCGGUGUGACCCCACAUUCAACAGUCGCUAUCAUUGGCUUAGGAGGCCUCGGUCUAAACGGCCUGGCCAUUGCGUCUUUGAAAGGGGCAAAAGUAUACGGCGUUGAUAUCAACGAAACAAAGUUCGACCAAGCUCGAGGUGCUGGGGCCAUCGAGUGUGCAACAAGCCUAGACGCCCUCUCAGAAAAGACUUUCGACCUCAUCGUCGACUUCGCCGGCACACAGAAAACAGUUGAAGGUGCUAUCUCUGCUGUCAGGCCUGGAGGCACGGUUGUACUAGUUGGUUUGGCGAGCCAAACAGUCCAAUUUGCAACCACAGACUUAGUGACCAAGAAUGUGUCACUCAAAGGUUCAACUAGCGCUAGCAUUGCAGAGUUUCGGGAGGUGCUGGCAUUGCUAGCUUUGGGGGACUUGAAGCCGCAAAUUGAGGAGAUUCCUUUUGCAGAUGUCGCAAAGGGACUUGAGUUGCUUGGCUCUGGUAAGGUGGCUAAUCGACUGUAUACUAUUCCAUGAUUUAUAGGCCUUAAGGCUAUGGAACUACUGUGGAGAGAGCUCUAGUCCUAGAACUUUGCAGCAUGGG